AUGGAUAGUGAUGUAAACGGUACGACCAGUAUACAAGCGAAUGGCGUGACGCAACCCAUGCUUGAACAAGGCGAAGAAGGUUUUCCAGUCGAGCCAACAGGCGAUGUUGCCGUGCCCGGUGGCGUUGCCGAAGACUGUCCAUUGGGCAGCCGUGCGGCCACAUUUCGUCACAUUUUCGCGCAGCCGGUUCAAAGAGGAGAGUGGUUUGAUUGGGGUGCUGGACAUGGCUCGAGUGUAGUUGUAAAUCCAAAAUUUGUUGCGAUAGCGCUCGAUGGAGGAGCAGGAGGACAAAUUCUGGUUGGUACUCACGAAGACUUUGGUCGACAUGGUCGCAUUGGACUUGCGCGGUUGCAAGAUCAUGCGGUGAGUAUAGUUGUAGGCCAUUGGAGCCAUAGGACUAAACAAAUGUUAGUUCAUUUGGCGAAUUUCAUUUUCAGGGUCUGUAUUUUUGAUGCUCGUACAGGUAACGCUAUGAAGAGCGCUGUUCUACCUCAUGAUGGUGGAAUGCCUCCAAAGUGCUUUAUUAUAUUUCAGGUUUUAUUUGCUAGCCCUCAACGUUUGGUAACAUUUGGAAACACUCGGAUAAAUAGACGUCAAUUUGCGAUUCAUUCGAUUUCGUCUUUUGAUUCACCUCUUGCCAUAAUAGACGUAGACGGGUCUUCCGGCCAACUGUGCCCAAUUUUCGAUCCAGAUCUCAAUAUUCUCUAUGUUUCAGGAAAAGUGCGGUUUUCAUACUUUUGCUUUUCAUUCUGUAAAAGAAUUCAGUGUGUGUUCAAUUUGAUCAACCCAAUUAGACAACGAGCUAUUUCCAGUGAGCAAUUUUUCCGUGAAGGAGAUUCGACAUUUCGUUUAUAUGAAUUGAUUACUGUUUCCCCUUAUGUGAUACAUUUGACCGAAUGUCAUCAACCAGCGCCACACACCUUCGUGUGUACUGUUUCAAAAAGAGCUUUAAAUUUCAUCGGUGCUGAAGUGAUGAGGGUGUACAGCCAUUUUCUUCCUUUAAAGUAUUUACUGAUAGAGUCUCCAAAGGCUUACGUAUUCCUUACAUAUCAUUUCCAUCCGGAAUUGUAUCCACCUACUCGAGGUCCCACACCAGCUGCUUCAUUGGCUGAAUGGCGUGCGGGACUUGAUGCCAUGCCUAUUGAACUGCAACUGCGACCGGGCCAGCUGAAAACAACUUCAAAACCUGUGCAAUUGAGGGGGCGAUCAGGCAGUCCCAAGCUCAUCACCUCUGAUCUUAACAACGAGAUGAAGUUUAGGUUUUUGUCUAAGGUUAGUUCAGCAUAUUUUAUUUGGGAGUUAUGUGGUAUUACUUUUUGUUUUGUGACGAAACCGGACUAUCGUUCUCUUGAUGAACGAGAGGAUUGUGAAGAAAUUGUAAAAUUAAUCGAGGUCAAACAAAAAGUCCAAGAGCAACAAAUGACCAGAUUAUUAGUCGGCUGUUCGGAAGAUGCCGUUAUUGCUGACAUUGACGAGAAAUACGAUCGGCUAAUUCAACAUCUUCACGUUAGAACUACGAUAGUUGAGAGUUCAAAAUUCACCAAGAGACUUCUUCAGAAAAACGAGCUGAUACACCAGUAUGGAAUGGCUGUAGCCGUAGGCAACGACGAACUCAUGUCCGAAAUUGUAAAAUAA
Angiostrongylus costaricensis is the source of this 1635-nucleotide messenger RNA. Lineage: Eukaryota; Metazoa; Nematoda; Chromadorea; Rhabditida; Metastrongylidae. The record is from the annotation of a GenBank genome assembly.